Messenger RNA from Zychaea mexicana, 945 nucleotides. RefSeq lists its product as uncharacterized. The transcript has a single exon. NCBI's taxonomy places the organism in Eukaryota, Fungi, Mucoromycota, Mucoromycetes, Mucorales, Lichtheimiaceae. Bases 51 to 719 code for a protein of 222 amino acids. The record is from RefSeq and is a predicted model, not a curated record.
CUUCUCUUUUCGAUGUUCAUUUGUUUCUUUACUGCUACUAUUACUAUCCAAUGAGAAAAAGCACGUCGCGCCAGAGUACAUCGUCAUUAAAAUCCAGUAUCGUCUUACGGAACAGCAACCCCUGCACUUCAACAACAAGACAAAGCUCAUCCAGCAGACGGGCGCUUCUUUACUGUUACAAGAAGCACCAACGCAUUCGACUCUCACGACGAUGCACUUACCCACUCACAUACAGCACUGCAUCAACAUCAAUGCGCCUCUAUGCUACCCGCCAUCUUGCUGCAUCACCUAAACCGGAACAACAACCGCCAACACCACCACCGCCUGUCUUUUCAACUCUAUUCAAUCGCGCAGCAACCAUCUCCUCGGCAAGCGCAUCCUCGACUGCUCGCAAUUCCAUCCCUACAACAGUGUCAUUUGUUGGUCUUGUUUCAUCUCAUAACGAUUAUUUGCAUCAUCCACCCGUCUUUCACACACAGUCACUUUUGUUUUUGUUCGGAUUUCUGUUCUUUCCUUGUUGGUGGAUUGGCGCUUUUUGUUGUUAUCAGCAACAGCCGCAGAAAGUCAACAACACCUUGGACGGGUGCCGGCAGCAACAGUGCUAUCAACAGCAGCAGAAACAACACUAUCAAACAAUGAUACCUGUGCAUCCUUCAUUACUUGCGAACGGUCGUGUUGCUCGCGUGUACUAUGGCUGCCCCCUCAACCAAUCCUACUAGAAGAUGAAGAGAAAGGAACAGUAGACCACGAUAUCAACAUAAACAGGAGUAGUAAUGGUACUAUUGGCGAUACACGCAUAGUACACAGCUGGUAUGAGCGAGAGAAGGAUAUGUAUCAACGUUUGAACAAGUACAUGAGCUUUGCAUCAAUCGGUUUGAUUGCGUUGGUCAUUGCCAUGUUGGUCUGGUACGAUAUUGGUGUGCGGCGCUCAUGGUGGAAAGAUCU